This is a messenger RNA of Saccoglossus kowalevskii, 4983 nucleotides long. Its product is annotated as phosphatase and actin regulator 2-like. NCBI's taxonomy places the organism in Eukaryota, Metazoa, Hemichordata, Enteropneusta, Harrimaniidae. Gene Ontology annotation, molecular function: actin binding. The record is from RefSeq and is a predicted model, not a curated record. Gene Ontology annotation, biological process: actin cytoskeleton organization.
GUUGGACUGUCAUGGCGAGUUCUGCAAGCAGUUCUCCUAUCACAGAUAAACGAGUCACUCAGAGAGAUAGAAGCUCAUCUGAUCCGCCGACUUUAGUACCGAAAAUUACUGACCCGAAUGCUGCUGGUGAUGUCAGCGUUAAUAGUAUGAAAGCCACUAAUCGUAAGAUUGCUGGCACAAGUACACCGCCUGUUGAAAGAAAAAGUAAAUUUUCAUCAUUUGGACGAUUAUUUAAACCAUGGAAAUGGAGGAGGAGGAAAAAGACAUCAGAGAAAUUUACCGCAACAUCAAUAACUCUUGAACGGAAGAUUUCUAUGAGGGCAACCAAGGAAGAACUUAUCAAGAAGGGUGUUUUACCACCUGAUGCUUAUGAAGACACCAACAAUAUCCCAUUACCUGCUUCCACUAAUAUUGAAUCCUCAUUACAACCAGAAAAAACAACUGCCAAUAGUAUUACAACUGUAACAACUACUGUUGAUGUGAAUGAUUUACCAAAACCUCAAGAAAGUACAACAGAUUGUGAGGAGACAGUGAUUACAGCUGUGCCUAUGCCAGAACCCAUAGUGCCAACAGAAGACUUACCUCCUGAACCCAAAAUGGGAAUAGGGUCAUCAGACGAAUCCAAAGUAAAAAUUGUAGAAAUGAAUAAAGAAAAUGUAGAACCACAGAAAGAAAUCCAGUUUACACAGCCUGUGAAAAACUGCGCAUGCGUAUACGUUCAUGACUCUCUACUGAUAGCAAGCAUGGCGGACAGUGAAGAUCGGUAUGCUGCUUUUAUAGACGCUCUUCAGGACCAUGAUGCCGAAAUAUUCAGAGGUGCCUAUCCUUCUUGCCAAGGAGGUAACGGUGAUAUAAUACGCAGUGACAGUGAUUCAGAUGAUGAACCUAUUUUGUAUCGAGAUGAUAGCGAUGAUGAACAAUACAUGGACGGACUUGCGUCCAAAGUAAACAGGAAAGAUAGCUUAGCCCUUAAAUUACAAAACAGGCCGAGUCGCAAUAUAUUAGUGGAUAGGAAUAUAAUCAAAGAAAAAUCAGACGUUGAAAAACAGGUGGAAAAGGUUUCAUUGGAAGCUAAAUUAGACAGACGGUUAAGUUUGCGACCCACAGAAGAAGAACUCAAGCAGAGGAAUAUACUCAGAAGAAGAAGUCAAAAAGAAGAAAAAGAAUAUAAAGAAAAGAUGAAGAGUAUCCUUACAAGAAAAUUGAGUUUUCGACCGACUGUAGAAGAACUGAAGAGGCGGAAUAUUCUUCAAUUUUGUGACUAUGUGGAAGUUACACAUACAGUAGAAUAUGAUAGAAAAGCUGAUAAACCAUGGACAAGACUUACUCCUCAGGAUAAGGCUGCGAUUAGAAAAGAAUUGAAUGAAUUUAAAAGCACAGAAAUGGAAGUACAUGAAGCAAGUAGGCAAUUUACAAGGUUUCAUCGACCAUAAUGAAGAAUUGCAAUUUACAAUAUGCAUUAUGAAGUAUUUAAUUUUUGUACAAAUCAUAUUGCUGUAGUUGUCAUUAUAAAUAUGUAUAUCAUCCAUAUUGUAUAAUGGUUUUGUAGAUAUUUUUAAGUGUGUAUGUAGACGUCUGCAUCUCCAUCCAUUAUUAUUAAUAUAUCCCGCUUUUAAUACUUCUCGGGACCAGGCCGCCCAUUAAAUACUACUUCUUUUAUAUGAUGUAGUUACUGUAUCUGCUCUAUUAGAAGCGCAUACUAUUUUACAUGUGAUCAUUAUGCAGCUAUUUUUUGUUUUGCAUCUGUAAACUUUUUAAUCACUUGAGAAAUUAUUGAUACAACUUUUCAGACAAAAGUAACAAAUCUGAACACUCUAAUGGAGAAAUGCUUUCUCGCCUAACAUGCGUUUCUCAUAGAACAAAUUCGGUGUAAUUACAUAUUGUCUGUUUUCUGCUUAGCGCUUCACACAGUUUUAUUGGUAGUAUUUGGUUUUUUUGCUCAUCAUUCAAGUUAGUUUGUCAUUUUCUUUUAAGUUGCACUUAUACUUGAUUUUCUUUGGUGUUUUUGUACAUAUUUGAUGAUAUGAACAUGAAUUACAGAGAGGAGAGCCUAAAUAUUCAAAGUUCAAUUUCUUUGGAUAGUGUUUGAAUGUAAGUUAUCUUUCUCAUCUGACUCACAACUAUAAUGUACAUGUCUACUUCUAGCUAUGGCAUGGACAUGUUGAGAGUGGUGUAUGUUGUUAUGUAAUACAUGUAUGCGUUCUAAAGUGGACAAACAAAUUAAUUUUAUUUCCAGCUCCCUCUCAUGUAAAUAUUCCUACCAUCAAAUAUGUCACAUAAUUGUUCAAAAAAAUACACCUCAAAGUAUGAUCCAACAUACCACAGUUAAAUAGAACUUAAAUGCAAAUGGCUGCUGAAUGUCACAUGACUCUCGCUAUCAAUAAGAUCUCAGCGUACAUUUCUAAGGUCUAUUGCACUUUUAUAUCGGUAACUGCCCUUACCAUGAAUCCACCCAAUCUGUAAUUAUGUGAAGUUGGCAAAAUAUUCUGAGAAUUGUUUAGCCCACUCCCUCCAUAUUUUAGGCAAGCAUCUUAAUCUUACUUGUUGGAUUAAGGGGAAAGAUACUUAAAUUGUCUUUAUUUAUAUAGAAUGACACAGUCCAUGGGUCUAUGGCUGUUAUAGCACAGGGGCUCGGUGUGUGGCCAUUGUCACAUGUCCAAUGUUUUGACUUUAGCAGUGUAUAUACCGGUAAGCAUUUGUGUCAGUUAUAUAAUUAUAUAAAUCGCAACACGUAAUGCGUAUGGAGAUUGUAAAUGGUAUUCAUUGUAUUCAUACACAGGUUGUAAACCACAUAUGGAUUCAAUUGGUGAUUGUAAACAGCCACACAUGUAUUCAUAUUUAAAUUGUAAACAUAUUGUAUUCAUAUAUGGAGAUUGUAUAUAGACACAUAUGUAUUUAUAUGAAGAUUUAACAACCACACAUAUAUUCAUAUGGAGAUUGUGAACAAUUUCACAUGCAUUUAUAUAGAGAUUUAACAACCACAAAUGUAUUCGUAUGGAGAUUGUAAACAAUUUUACAUGUAUUAUUUUUGAGGAUGUAAACACUCACACAUGUAUUUAUAUAGAGAUUUAACAGCCAUAGGUGUGUUGAUAUGGAGAUUCUAAACAGCCACACAUAUUCGUAUGGAGAAUGUAAACAAUUAGACAUGUAUUCAUAUGGAGUUUGUAACGAGUCUUGCAUGUAUUCAUGUGUAAAUUAUAUACUGCCAUAGGUGUAUUCAUAUGAAGAUUGUAAACAGCCACACUUGUUUUCAUAUUGUAGAAAGUAUUCCAUGUUAAGGCCCCCCGGACAGUUAGCCAUAUGUAUAUACAUGGUACACUGAGACACCUGACUUGAAUGUUCAUGAGAACGUGUCAGCUACAUUUGUAUAGUUAAUAUUAUUGUGCAGAUCUUAUUUGUCCAAAAACCAUGUUAUAAACUGCAUGCAUAGAAUAUUUAGUUUGGUUUUGUUUUUACUCUCUAAUUUGUUGACAUAUCAUCUCUAUUUUCUAUGUAUAUUACAUAUGAGAUGUAGUUUGAAGCACCACAAGAUAAGAUAAUCUGAUUUUUGCUAAUGAGCUCUCAAGAUACACUGAUGUUGCAUGUCAUGUGCUUUGCAUUUGAGUGUAUGUAUGUAUGUAUGAACGCUUUGCGGUAAUCGUGCAGCCAUUCACAGGAUGUACACUGGUUGCAUUCUAUUCCUUGGCCGCAAUGACUCACAACUGUAAUGUACAUGUCUACUUCUAGCUAUGACAUGGACAUGUUGAGAAUGGUGUAUGUUGUGAUGUAAUACAUGUAUGCGUUCUAAAGUGGACAAACAAAUGAAUGCUCAACAGCUCAGUUUGGUAAUGCAUACAUUACUUGUGCUACAGUUGGCAAUGUGCAACCCCUUCGACAAUGUUGAAACAUGUUUUUGGACUUGGUAUGUUAUGUUAUUAACAUUGACUGACUGUCAUUCUCACGAGACUAUAUGGGACCUUGAUUUACAUGCAUUUGGAUAGGGCGGUUGCGGUUGUACUAAGAGGUUAUGAACACUAUAAGGUGAAUUAGUAGUUUUCUGUCUUUUGUUACACACAAACUAUUUAUGCAUACUCGGUAACUCAUUUUCUGGUAACACUUUUAAACACAUCCCCCUUCAUAUGGGCUAUCCAUGUUAAGGGCAAUGAGCUUCAUUUUUGGCGUUUUAUUUCCCCCUCAUUUUAAAUCGUAAGCUCAAUGGGGUAUGAAAUGAAUGAAACUCAUUGACGAGAUAUCAUAUUCCAAUUUAUGGUGAUAGAAUACUGUAUGUAUGCAUGCAUACAUAGCAUUGAACAUUUUAUCACAUGUGUUUACUUGUUUGGUAUCACAAUGAUCAUUUACGUUCAUAUUACAUGGAUUACCUGUACCUGUAAACAUGCAGCACCUAGACAGCCGACUAUACACAUAUAAACAAUACCAAGACAGCAUGCAUAGCAUGAAGUGUCAUAAAUAUACGUCAUACAACACACUAUAUCACCGUACAUUUGGAUUUCGUGCCUUGGCUCUAUUAAUAGAUGGUUCAACUAAUCUGAACAAAUUAGCAAAAAAAAAAAAAAAAAACGCAGCUCAUGCACUUACAAUAAAAUGUAUAUUUAGAUAGUUAUUAUAGCCAAAUUUUAGAUUGUUUUUAUUUAGUUUGAUGGAGUUGCUAUGGUUUUCAUUGAAAUCAUGUUAUUACCAGUGUUUUGUAAUUAUUCACUCGGUGUCUUCUGUUGCAGUAAAUUUAUUUAUCAACCAUCACAUCAUGUCAAGUAUAAAGUGUGCAACUCUCUAACUAGGUUAAAGAAAACUCAAGUCCUAUCUAUUGUCUUGCUUAUACAGCUGACUGACAAGUUAGGUUUUUUACCCCAAGGUCUGUGUAUUACAUUGCCCUUUAAUGGCAAUCAUGUUUUGUAUUUUAUAUAAUCAAAUAAUCUCUGUAAUUUUUACCAAAACUUCCUUUUACUUAAUUUACCAAAAAUAAAAACAGGACAAUAUCAGAACAAA